CUCCCGCCCCCAACUCCCCACUCUCUGCUUCUCUCCCCCAGUGAUGGAGAACACAUGUCCUCCCUGUUGGGACUGUAACAACGGUCUCAUUUUAGGUUGUUGUUUGCUUGGGUUUACCCUCAGGAGCCUCAGAGGACGCGGUGCAUGAGAGCACGGGACCAGAAGCCUGACGCCUGAGUUCAAAUCCGAAUUAGUUAGCCCACCAGUGUAUCAGUAGUCCUUUCUGUAAAAUGGGGUAAUGAUAGGAGAACCUGCUGCCCAGGCUUGUAACUGUUAAAUGAUUGAAUCCAUUGUGGUUAGCACAGCACCCGACAUAUGGAAACACUCAAUAAACAUUUGCCAGUAUUAUUAUCCUCCCAGGAGACAGGGUAAGCGCAGGCCCCCCUCUCUUUUGAGACUGGCCAUCCUCCAGGCAAGUGGACAAACCGAGGUUCAAAUCAUACCUUUUUGGCCUCCUUGCUACAUAAUCCUUGGAUUAGAGUAGUGCUAGCCGCUGUAACAAGCAAGCCCCUGUAUCUCAGCAGCCUAACACAACAGCCGUUCGCUCCUGGCUCCCAUAAAAUGCAGAGUGGGUAAUCCUCUUGGCCAGGAGACCUACAGCCAGGCACCCAGGCUCCUCCUUCCUAUCUUGUAGCUCCACUGUCUUUUAGGACCGAUGAGAGAAUGGAGAAACUCCUCCCAGUCUUAAAAGACAGUCACAUCCAUCAUCGCUGCUCGCGUUCCAUUGGGGAAAACUGGUCACAUGGCCACAUCCGGAUGCGAGGCAGGCAGGAAAUGCAGUACCCUGCCGACAGCCACCCUCCAGCAGCAGCUCUGUAUUAUAAAAGAGGGAACACAAAGUUUUGGUGGACAGUGGCUGUCUUUUCCAGAACCAUAGUAAAUCACCAACCUCCUAGGUUCUUCAUCUAUAAAACAGAAAGCAGCACUUGAUUGCGGCAACGGACGUUUGCUAAAAUCACUGAAUCGUACGCCUACUACCGGUAAAUUCUGUGGUGUGUACUAAUAUAGCUGUGUUUUUAAGAAAAAAAAAAAACAAAACCGAGGGAGCAUCUUGCCCUUCUUCUCAGGGUUCUUAUGAGGACUCAGUAAGUGACAUUUUGCCAAGCUGGCACUGUGUGUGCAUGUGGUGGGGGAGGGUAGGGAAGGCAGGCUCCAAAGUAGCUCUGAGUUGGGUUGUGCAUUGGGUAUGGUUUUCGUAAGAGAGGCACCCAGCCCAAGCCACCUGCCAACAGGAAGUGGUAGGCGGUUCGGUCUUGUUUCUUGCUUGGGAAGCCCUCCCGGCGUGCGGCAGAAGACCCAGCCCACAGGGCCAGAGCCACAACUGCUGCCGGGAAGGCUGGGUGACACCCACCUGCCUUCAGCAACACAGACCGGAAACCAAGGGCCUCCCUCGGGGCCAGCGAGGACACACACACACACUUGAGGUGCAAGGCACGUGAGGUCCCCCGGCACGGCCGGCUACAUGGGAGGAACAGGGGGCCAGCCAGGGGCCUCCACCACCUGCUGCUGGAAAGUUCACAGCCACCGAGUCCACAGCCGCUCCUUCAAGCGGAGGCAAUGGUGAUGAAGGCAAAAUAGUUUCAGGUCAAGUUCCCACCGAUGCCAGGUGUAUGUGCCCUCGACCACUCGGGGAGGCGGAUGUGUGUUACUUUACUCUCUGGCCCGGAGUCCCCGCCUGAAGGAAGUUGCUGGUCUACCUACUGCUGUGAGUUAAUACCCGUGAAGCGCCUGGACAGUGCCUGCCGCUCAGUCACCUCCCAGCAGGAGCUGAGCGAAUGCAUGGGCGUCUUCGGCUCAGGCUUUGCUCUCUCCUGGGCCUCGGUUUCCCCACUUGGAUACCAAGGCAUCCGGAUGAGAUCCUCUACCAUCCUGACUUGGGAAAACAGUGGUUCGGAGCACCGGCUUUGGAGCCAGUCCCAACGCGAGCUGCAUGACCUUGGACGAGUUAUUCAAGCUCUCUGUGCCUCGUUCUCCUCAGACCUAAAAUGGGGGUGAUGAUGACACCUACCCAUUGAAUUGGGAAGAUAAGAUGAGCUCAUCCUGAGUCCAGGGCCCGGCAGGGAGAAGAUGAGCGUGGGCUGCCCGGAGCCCGAGCCACCCCGCUCCCUGCCCUGCUGUGGGCCGGGGACCGCCCCUGGGCUGGGGGCAGGCGUGCCGCUCCUCACUGAAGAUAUGCAGGCACUGACCCUCCGCACGCUGGCCGCCAGCGAUGUCACCAAGCACUACGAACUCGUCCGGGAGCUGGGCAAGGGCACCUAUGGGAAGGUCGACCUGGUGGCCUACAAGGGCACGGGCACGAAAAUGGCGCUGAAGUUUGUGAACAAGAACAAGACCAAGCUGAAGAACUUCCUGCGGGAGGUGAGCAUCACCAGCAGCCUCUCCUCCAGCCCCUUCAUCAUCAAGGUCUUUGACGUGGUUUUUGAGACCGAGGACUGCUACGUCUUCGCCCAAGAGUACGCACCUGCCGGGGACCUGUUCGACAUCAUUCCUCCUCAGGUGGGACUCCCCGAGGACACGGUGAAGCGCUGCGUGCAGCAGCUGGGGCUGGCGCUGGACUUCAUGCACGGGCGGCAGCUGGUGCACCGCGACAUCAAGCCCGAGAACGUGCUGCUGUUCGACCGCGAGUGCCGCCGCGUGAAGCUGGCCGACUUCGGCAUGACGCGCCGCGUGGGCUGCCGCGUGAAGCGGGUCAGCGGCACCAUCCCGUACACGGCGCCCGAGGUGUGCCAGGCGGGCCGCGCCGACGGCUUCGCGGUGGACACGGGCGUGGACGUGUGGGCCUUCGGCGUGCUCAUCUUCUGCGUGCUCACCGGCAACUUCCCGUGGGAGGCGGCGUCGGGCGCGGACGCCUUCUUCGAGGAGUUCGUGCGCUGGCAGCGGGGCCGCCUGCCCGGGCUGCCGUCGCAGUGGCGCCGCUUCACCGAGCCCGCGCUGCGCAUGUUCCAGCGCCUGCUGGCCCUGGAGCCCGAGCGCCGCGGGCCGGCCAAGGAGGUCUUCCGCUUCCUCAAGCACGAGCUCACGUCCGAGCUGCGGCGCCGGCCCUCGCACCGCGCGCGCAAGCCCGCCGGGGACCGGCCGCCCGCCGCCGGGCCGCUGCGCCUCGAGGCGCCCGGGCCGCUCAAGCGGACGGUGCUGACCGAGAGCGGCAGCGGCUCCCGCGGCUCCCGGCCCGCGCCCCCCGCCGUCGGGCCCGCGCCCGUGCCCGUGCCCGUGCCCGAGGCCGGCCUGGCGCCCCCGGGCCCCCCCGGCAGGACCGACGGCCGCCCGGACAAGAGCAAAGGGCAGGUGGUGCUGGCCACGGCCAUCGAGAUCUGCGUCUGAGCCGCCCCCGCCGCCCUCGGGCCGGGGCGCCGCGCUCGCACCAGGCCGGGCCGCCGGGAGCCGCCCCGGGCCCGCGCCAAAACGGGGGGCUUGGCGGCGGCCGCGGCAAAUCCGCCCAGCCCCCGCGGCGGCAGGAGGGAGUAGCGGUAGGCUAGGCGGGACGGCGGGCCCAGGCGCCGGGUCCGCGGCGGGCCGCCGAGAUAGCCACCGAAAGACCUCUCGCCCCGCCUGUGGGGCAGUGACUUGGCCCACAGGAGCCGAGCCCCACAGACCCGAGGAUUCAGAGGCGCCCCCUCCCCCGUCCCCCGACACCAGGAGCAAGGGAGCUUGCGGGCAGACUCCCCCACACCGCCCCGAACCCUGGAACCCUGCCUAGUUGCUCCUGGCCCUUUGCACCCCCUGGCAGAUCGUCCCGCAGUCCCACCCCUGGUCCUGCCCUCCUGGCCACCCUACCCUGCGCCACCACGCCCCCGGGCACAUAAGGGGACUGGAGUGUUGGGGCAGAGAAGGGGAGUAGGGCCCCCGGACACUGGCUGCGGGCGGGGUGGGGGUGGGGGGGAGGCGAUGAGCUGAGGGCAGGGGCGUUGCUCACCUGCGUCCUGCCCCUUUCCCGGGAGGCUGGAGGGAAGAGGCCAAGCCCUCGGCAAAAUGUAGCAAAUGUCUGGAUGCUGCAAAAGUGUGUGUGUGUACAGGCACGGACCCGAAGAAUCUAGUGACUCCCACACAACCCGUUCUCCGGAUGAGGACACUGAGCACAGGAGGAGGGCAACCGGCCUGGAGCCGCACAGCCCCUGAGAGGUGGCGCUCCCGAAGCCCUCCCCCUCCUCCCCAGCGAGCGUCCCACUCCCUCGUGACUGACGGGCUGCCGGGGCGGGGCCUCAGCUGCCCUCCUCCCCCCGCCCCCCACCGCAUCCCUAAGGCGAAGGGAGUGAGCGCCGAGCCUAGGGCCGGCCCAGCUCCCCCUGCUGGCCGCGCCUGCCCAGGCCCGGGAACCCCAGAUCCUAGGUCCUGGCUCCCCGAGCCCAGACCCGGUGGCCUGGGCUGCUGGCAGGCGGCGAGGUGAUUCGUGCCAGGAAUACCCCCGGGUUUCUGCCGGAGACCAGCCUGUCAGCCUGGGGUUGUCCCCAUCCCCGCGUCCCCCAGGUUCCCGGUCCUGGAGUAUGCCGCUGUGGGCGUGAGAAUGGGGGUCCGUGGAAACAGGAGGGGGGUGAGUGUGUGUGAGCAGGCGUGCGUGCGGUGUGUGAGUAGAGUGGACGUGUACGCGUGCAGUCCUGUGUGUUCGGUGAUUGCAUCCAGACGCCUCUGGAGACCACUCUGCCCCAGGACCCUCCCCAGGCAGCUGCCAGAGGGCGUCCAGGCCCCUGUGCUUCACCCGCCCCUCAGGGAAUCUGGCAGGGAGGCACCUGCGGGCUGGUUCCAGCCCCCAGGCAGCAAAACAGGCCCCCCAGCUCACCCAGUGUUCCCCCAUGACCCCUGCCAUCUCUGGAGGCCUGGGACCCCGCAAUAACCUCUACAGGGGUGAGGCUGCUCCUUCUGCCUGACCGUGUCCCGUCCACCAGCCCGGGCCGCACCUGCCAGGGUCCCACUGGGGUUCUAGGCCAUCUGAGGGGGCUCUCUGAUGAGCCAGGCUGGCCAGGGAGGGCCUGACCACCCUCUGGCCUGGAGCCCCCACCUCUCCACUCAUCCCUCAUUCCCAUCGCGCAAAAGGGCUAUAGGUCCCCCUGCCCUGCCUGGGUCCAGUUUACAAACUGCGUUGCCCCAGGGCCUGGCCCCGCUCUCCUCGGUGCGCCCGCCCUCCUCGAGACCCAUCUCUCCAGUGGGCACUGGGGCCCUCCACACGCCAGGUAAGUAGCAAACCCUCCUCCCACCACGGGCCAAGUUUCAGAGAAGGCCCCCCGUCACUGCCCCUGGCCCACCUGGAGCCCAUCCGGGCCACCUCUCUCUCCCAGCCGCGACUUCUCCUUUUGCCUUAGGCCUCUCGACACCCCGUCUCUCCUGCAAUAACAAGGAAGCAAGAUUCCAAGUAGAUGUCCCUCGCCGUGUGCCCUCUCUCUCUCUCUCUCUCUCUUUCUCUGUUAAGAUCCUCUUUGGGAGUUUCUCCCUCGUCGUAGUAUCUAGAAUGUUAGACUCGGGAAGGGGACCGUAGUUAUGUAGCCCAGCCCCUGUUUGCGGAGGCACAGAGAGGGGCAGCGAUGGCCCCACGCAGGAGCAGGGCCGAAGAAGCCCGGCCUGCUCCGUGGCCGUCGGGGCCCUGUGCUGCCACCUGCUGGUUGGGUUGGGACCCUUCGCCCCUUAGGAGAGGUGUUGGUCACAGAUGUUUACCUCAGUUUAUGUCACUGUCGAAGAAACAAAUAGCAAAAAAUUAAUAACACCGUACACACGCAGACUUAGAAGACGAAAAACACACAAAAGAUCUUCCCCUGGCGAUUCUUCUGUGAAGGUGUGUGUGUGUCUGUAUGUGUGUGUGUGAGCGUGUCCGUCCCAUCCCGGGCAGACUGGGUCAUCCCCGGUCUCUGUCAUAGCCCCUGUGCCUCCAUACUGCCCCUGUCCUUCGGUGCUUCCCAGAGGCCCCUCUGAGCUGGCCUGUGGGGUGUGGGGAGCCCCCUGGGCAGGAGGCGGGGCCACAGGUUAGCUAGAGCCCCACUGAGCAGAGCCCCACGGCUGCCACUGCUCCCUGAGCCCGUGCUGUGGCCGGUGGGACAGUCCUGGUGGCUAGCAUCAACAUCCAAGCCUGGCUCAGGGCCUGGGCGGAAUCCCAGCCCCUCAUGUCUUGCCACCCCCCCCCCCAUGUGUUUGUAAAUAUUCUGGCAUCCUUUGGCCCUGAGAAGGUUUUUAAAUGUGUUAUUUACUUCUCUAAUCAUGACAAUUGCUAUAAAAUAAACAAAAGCCUAGAAAAAUUACCACUGGGUGGCUGUCUUGUCUCAGAAACGGAUGGACUAGGGAGAGGGCACAUAGAAUUACUCUUGAACUGCAAACUCGACAGAUGUUCUGAGUGGGGGAAGGGGUGUCUGCAGAGUCUGAGGGCAACUACUUCAGGCCUCCUGGGGCCUCUCAGGCCUGGAGCAGGUCCCGGCCAGGGCUUGAAGGCGACGGGAACAGGGACCGGGUUCUGGGAGGGAAGGGGCAGUGAGUUGUCCCCGGCCUGGCGUCCGCCUUCAGCUUGGAGCCCUUCAGACUGGGCAGAAAAUAGAAGCGAGAGCCCAGAGGAACAGAGUAGGCUGCUUUCACCCAGUCACCACCCAGCAAAUAUUUACCGAGCACCUUCUGUGUCCCGGGCUUCCUCCUAGGAACCCGGGAUACAGCAGUGAGCAGGACAGAUGGCGUCCUUGUCCUCAGGCAGCCAGCGAUGGAGUCAUGGAGACAGACAUAACCCACAUAGAAGGCUGGGUGCUGGGCAAGUACGUAACUGAGAAGCUCAUCAAGUUUGGGGGUGUCGGGAGCCCACUGAAGACGGAAACCAGAGCAUUCAGAGUUCUCUGGGCAGUGGGGCACGGCCGGGUAGUCCUUAGGGUGGCCUCCAAAGUCCCACCCCAUCCCCUCUCCCCUCCCCUGUGCUGCCUCCCAGCCACGCUGGCUCUUGGGACGG
This is a messenger RNA of Panthera uncia (snow leopard), 6907 nucleotides long. RefSeq names its product SH3 domain binding kinase 1 (gene SBK1). Gene Ontology annotation, molecular function: ATP binding; protein serine/threonine kinase activity. The record is from RefSeq and is a predicted model, not a curated record. Gene Ontology annotation, biological process: peptidyl-serine phosphorylation; peptidyl-threonine phosphorylation. NCBI's taxonomy places the organism in Eukaryota, Metazoa, Chordata, Mammalia, Carnivora, Felidae. The transcript has 5 exons. The coding region runs from base 2068 to 3321 and encodes 417 amino acids.